CACCGCCCCCUCUGUCAUCCCUUCUUCCGUCUACAGCCUUCGCUCUCCUUCCCCACGCGCACGCACACGCACACUCCUGCGGCAGCCGCCAAGCCAUCCCGGAGCUCGGAGCCGGCGGCGCGGCACCAGGACGGUGACGGAUCGGCGGCGACUCAUUCGAGAGCGCCACUCCCAUGGCGGACAAGAUCUCCACGAUCGUCCUCAAGGUUGACCUUGAAUGCGAGAGAUGCUACAGGAAGAUCAGAAAAGUCCUCUGCAAGAUCCAAGACAAGAUGAACAUCAAGACGAUCUCGUUUGAUGAGAAGAGCAAUACCGUGACGAUCUCCGGGCCGUUCGACGCCGACAUGGUCGGCAACAAGCUCUGCUGCAAGGCCGGCCGGGUCAUCAAGGAGAUGGACGUCAAGGGCAAGGGGAAGGACGCCGGCAAGGCCAAAGACGGCGGCGGGGAUAAGGCCAAGGACGCCGCCAAACCGGCGGGCGAGAAGGACGCCGGCAAGGCCAAGGAAGGCGGCGCCAAGGCGGAGAAGAAGGAUGAGAAGGCCGAGAAGAAGGAAGGAGGCAAGGGCGACAAGCAGGAGGCGAAGCCAGACAAGGCCGAGAAGAAGGAGGGGGGCAAGGACGGGAAGGCGGAGGCGAAGAAGGUGAAGUUCGACCUCGAUGGCGGUGCUCCCGCGCCGGCGUCGGACGCGAAGCCCGGCAAGGCGAUGGUGAUGCCGCCCGGCAUGACCAAGGCCGACCUCGGCCCGCUGCUGGAGAAGAUGAUGGCGGCCAAGGCCGGGUCCGAGCCGCCGCGCGGCGAGCCGAUCGCGCCGCCGCCGAUGAUGGCGCCGGGCGCCGCGCAGGGCGUGGCCGUGCCGUCCAUCUGGCCCGCGCCCGCCGGGUCCGUCUCCGGCUACGGCUACAACCCAGGCUACGACUACAGCGCUGGCGCUGGCGGGUACGGCUACGGCUACGGCUGCGGCUGCGGCGGGUACAACGGCUACUGCCGGUGCGGCAAGCCGGCCGCGCCCGGCGGCUACUACGGCGUCCCCGUGUACGACAGCCAGGGGUGGUACUACGGCGGCGGCGGCGGCGCCCGGCAGCCGUACUACCCCCAGCAGCAGCAGCAGCACUACUGCGAGGACCCCAAUGCCGGGUGCAGCGUCAUGUGAUGGCGAUGCCCGUCGUCAGCCCGUGGACGGAUGGAGAGACAGAAGCAAUCAGUGUGUGGUCACACACACUACCAUGGUCAGUGCCGCCGUGCUGCCUUGCCGGGGCGAGAGAAAAAAAAACUCUUCUUUUUUUUCUUUUCCGUGUGUCCCCUUGUUCUUGUUUAUGCCUGUGGAUUUUGUUAAUUUAUUUAGGGAGUUGAGUUGUGCAUGUGAACAGUGAUGGAGCUGCGUGCGACGCUUAUAUGGUGUCUAGUUGUGUCUGUGAUGAAGUAUAAUGAGAAUACAGUACUUAGUAUUAUAUUUUAGAUGAAA
Messenger RNA from Sorghum bicolor (sorghum), 1463 nucleotides. RefSeq names its product heavy metal-associated isoprenylated plant protein 6. Gene Ontology annotation, molecular function: metal ion binding. The record is from RefSeq and is a predicted model, not a curated record. Gene Ontology annotation, biological process: regulation of defense response to fungus. Bases 174 to 1151 code for a protein of 325 amino acids. The transcript has 3 exons. NCBI's taxonomy places the organism in Eukaryota, Viridiplantae, Streptophyta, Magnoliopsida, Poales, Poaceae.